CAGUUCUACUCGUGAUUUCAGACUGUGUGCAUCUUCUCACUACGACGAGCAACUUGAAUAGCACCCUCGCUAUCUUAUUAUCGGGGAAGGCGUGAAUUUUGUAAUCGUCCGUCGAAUACGGCAUGCUUUUCCGGGUCCUCGUCUUCCCGCUAUAUAAACUGAUCGCAUGGAAUAAAGACUAGAGCAACUGGCAGGACUAUUAGUAAAUAUUUUUACUCAAAAGAAGAACGACGGAGGUGUUGCGUCGCGUGACAAAAUACUGUGAUGAUAGACAAGCUUCCGAUCUCUCAAUUAAGGCAGUGAAAGUAGGUUAGGUGACGCAGUUCAAACGCAUUUGGCACCGAUGGAAAUUCUAUCAAGGGUAGCCGAAAGUUUUGCUGGCCUCUGGAGAAAUCGUCGACGUCCCCACAGUGAAGAUCACAACAAUCGCAACGAUGUUAACAGUGACGAUAAAGAACUCUCAUCCUAUCAAGUGGCCAACUAUUUGCAAUGUAAUCCUGAGUUCCUAGAUACGUUUAUAAUGGAUGUAAUCCAACUAGAACAGUUGGAAAGGUGGAUGAUACGAAAAACCCAGAGGUCUAGAAAAGUAACUCAACCUGUCAGUAAAAAUGGCAGAAAAACAAGCCUCAGUCGUUGGAAAUUUUGCGUGCAUGCCGAUAAACGGCAGAUGCUACAGGAUCUGAUACAUUCACUACAGUUACGGCCUACAAAAAUGCAUGUACUCUGGGAGCUGGCAUCGUGCAUAUGUUCUGCAGUGAACGCCGAUGGAUUUCGCCUAUACACAACUGAUGCAACGGAUACUGACGGACUGCACCUUUGCCUCAGUAACAGCUUCAUUGACGAGAAUGGAGAUCCCAAACCACUUAGGAUCAAAUCUGAUGCAGCGAUACCUAACUACGUUGCAAGAACGAGAGAACCAAUCCGAUUCUCCAAAGGAGAUGAAGACACACGUUUUGACCGAGAUGUUCUAGAUAAGAGCGAAAUGGCGCAUGUGAUGUGUCAACCUAUCGUGUAUCCAGAUGGGUCUCUAGUAGCCGUUCUUGAAUUAUGGCGACGUGACUGUGGGUCAUCAUUUUAUGAAGAGGAUGAAGAAAUUGGAUGCAGUUACUUAGUUUGGGGAGGAAUCGCCAUACAUUACGCACAUCUCAAUCUAGUAGGACUUAAACAGCGAAAACUAAACGAUUUCCUUCUGGCUGUAGUCAAGUCCAUAUUUCAAGACAUGGUUAGCAUGGAUAUGCUAGUGUCGAAAGUAAUGAAUUUUGCUCAACGUCUUGUGGAUGCAGAUCGCGCCUCACUGUUCCUUGUAGAUUCUAAAAGUAAAGAAUUGUACGCUACAAUAUUCGAUAUAGGCUGUGACGAAAAGACUGCAAAGAAUGGAAACGAAAACGAACUCAAUAUAGCCCCGAAGGAAAUAAGAUUUCCACUAGGAACCGGUAUUGCAGGUCAAGUCGCAAUGACCGGAGAAAUAUUGAAUAUAGUCGACGCUUAUGCAGAUACCCGAUUCAACAGAUCGAUCGAUCAAUUAACCGGAUACAAAACGGAAUCUAUCUUAUGUAUGCCAAUCUUUAUACGUGGUAAUAUCAUUGGUGUGGUACAAAUGGUGAAUAAACGAUCCGGAUGUUUCAACCAGGAAGAUGAAGAAGCAUUUGAAAUGUUUGCUGUAUAUUGUGGUCUAGCUCUUCAUCACGCCAAACUAUAUGACAAAAUACGAAGAUCUGAACAAAAAUAUCGCGUAGCUUUAGAAGUAUUGAGUUAUCACAACACGUGCUCCGAAAAGGAAGUGGAAAAGUGUCUCGAGGAAGGCAUUCCACAAAACAUACCCGGAAUAGAUAGCUACGACUUCAGUCCUUUUGUAAUAGAUGAUUUCCAGAAGGCGAUUUAUAGUGUGUUCAUGUUCAAAGAUCUAUUCGGCCUGAGCAGAUUCGACAAAACUAGUCUGAUUAGAUUCACUCUGACGGUGAAAAAGAACUACAGGCGUGUCCCGUACCACAACUGGACUCAUGGGUUCUCAGUGGCCAACACAAUGUACAGCAUUAUCAAAAAUUGUCCACAUGUGUUUCGCCCUAACGAGUGUUUGGCAUUAUUUAUUGGAUCUCUUUGUCACGAUUUGGACCACAGAGGUAAAAACAACAAAUUUAUGUUGGACACUGAGUCACCCUUGGCAGCUAUAUACAGCACAUCAACCAUGGAGCAUCAUCAUUUCAACCAGACCGUUACUAUACUGCAACAGGAGGGUCAUAACAUAUUUAGUAAAUUGAACAGUAGCGAGUACAAACAGGUGUUGAGCCUAAUCAAACACUGUAUCCUAGCAACGGACCUUGCACUAUUUUUCCCUAAUAAAGACAAACUUAGCAAACUAGUUGACAACGAACAAUUUUCGUGGACCGUGGCCGAACAUCGUAUGUUGAUUCAAACGAUUGCUAUGACUGGAGCGGACUUAUCUGCUUCGGCUAAACCAUGGGCAGUGCAAACCGAAACGGUUAAGGUGAUAUUUGCCGAAUUUUAUGACCAAGGAGACGAAGAAAAGAAAGCAGGACGACAACCGAUCGCAAUGAUGGAUCGUGAACAACCUGAACAGCAGGCUGCAUCUCAAUUAGGUUUCCUCAAUGGCAUUUGUAUCCCUUGCUACACACUUCUACAUCGACUUAUUCCGGAAACGAAACCCAUGCUUAAGAUGUGCAAUGAAAAUCUAGAACGAUGGCAAAAUAUUUCUCACGAUAAUCAGAAGAAAGCACAACAGCAACAAAGCUAAAACCUAAGCCCGAAACAUAGUUGGCAACUGUAUAGAGAUAUCAUAGAGUGCGAAUAUAAAACAAGCAUACCCAAUGCUAACAAACAUAGUACUAACAAUCAGUGGAUGUAUAAGUAUUAGAUUGCUUUAAUAUUCAAAUAUACACCCAGGUUUUUUCACGCGGUUGGAAUUCAUUAAUUUCUCGGUCAACCUAUAUUUUCACAGCUUUUAAAAUACCCCCUGCAUUUUCUUUGAUUUUUUGGGAUUUUUUUCGUGGGGUUAACUCAUUGUUUUAUUGACGCUGAGGGUCUUAAACGACUAAAACCAAACCGUGUUAAAAAAAACCUGGGUGUAUUAGAUCAAAUUUGUGAUCAACAUGUUUUGUUCAAGACAGUACUUUAUGUGUCAGAUGUCCAUAUUUUUCAUCACAGUAGCCCAGUUUUCGUACAUGAGAACAAAUAAACCAAAACAAUAAAUUUGAUAUUCAAGCUAUCGAUUAAGAUGAAUACACUACUAAUUUUCUGGCUACGCCACUGGGGAGAACAAUUCAUUUUCAUUGCAAAACUUAAAAAAACUCGCUGACUCUCCCAUACUAAAAUCCAAAGUGGCUGAAUCGUGAAUUUGGCAGAUUGGAACACCUAGUAGUAUCGAGCUUGGUACCGACCAAAACCUUUAUGCAAAACCCGGGUUACUAUGGUUGCAUCAUGUUGACCACAAAUGCUUCUAUACGAUUUCAUACUUGUCGCUUGCGAUAACAUUCAAUUUUAUGCGUCAUAGUGCUUUGUAAAAAAUCUCCCUUCCACUUUGAGCUUAGGUAGUUCGUCUCACCGAUAAAAGCCAAUGAAAAUCAAUCAAUAAAUGCUGUAUGGGAUAACAGCACCUCUAGCGUUCUACUACUUAUGCGUCUACUUAAUAAUCAGUGGCUGUUCUGUAAAGGUGCAUGUUAGUUGAUAGAUCGAAUUACUAAACAAUUAGUGUAUUGAUUUCCACGCAUUAUUCGCAAUACAAGUCAAUUUGCUCCACUAUUUUUGGGAAUUUCAUUUUGUAGCGUUAGAACGCACUGACUGUUAAUCCGGUUCCGGUUCCGCUAAAAAAAUAGUUAAAGUUUAUUUUGUUUGAAUUCGAAUGCAAAAAUGGUAAACUUGACUUAAUAACCUCGCAGUUAAAAACUGUGGACUAAGCUGCGAGACGGUAAUGUCACAGUCGAAGAUGUAAUGCCAACAAAGAAGAAAAGAAGAAGACGAAUGUAAUGAGGAUAAGGAUUACACUUUAAAGCCCGUACACUUAUUA
Molecule: messenger RNA, 4021 nt
Organism: Armigeres subalbatus
Lineage: Eukaryota; Metazoa; Arthropoda; Insecta; Diptera; Culicidae
Product: probable 3',5'-cyclic phosphodiesterase pde-5
Exons: 8
Coding region: 344-2752 (802 amino acids)
Biological process (GO): signal transduction; negative regulation of receptor guanylyl cyclase signaling pathway
Molecular function (GO): 3',5'-cGMP-stimulated cyclic-nucleotide phosphodiesterase activity; protein binding
Source: RefSeq, a predicted model, not a curated record